Microsporum canis CBS 113480 is the source of this 534-nucleotide messenger RNA. Its product is annotated as POS9-activating factor FAP7. The record is from RefSeq and is a predicted model, not a curated record. Gene Ontology annotation, cellular component: cytoplasm; nucleus. Gene Ontology annotation, molecular function: ATP hydrolysis activity; ATP binding; AMP kinase activity. Lineage: Eukaryota; Fungi; Ascomycota; Eurotiomycetes; Onygenales; Arthrodermataceae. The transcript has 3 exons. Bases 1 to 534 code for a protein of 177 amino acids.
AUGAGAACCUCACCGAAUAUUAUCAUCACUGGAACUCCGGGGGUGGGGAAGACGGUUCACUGCGAACAACUAGCGCAAGAGACAGAGUUGAAGCAUCUACCCAUCAAUCAAGUUGCAAAGGAAAGAGGAUGCUACGAUGGCUUUGAUGAGAAGCUUAAAAGUCAUAUCGUUGACGAGGAUAAGCUACUUGAUGAAAUCGAAGCAGACGUAUUAAAAGGCGGAUACCUAAUUGACUGGCAUGCGUGCGAUUUAUUUCCGAAAUCUUGGAUUGAUCUUGUAGUGGUGUUACGGUGUCCGUCUACGUCUAUUCUCUAUGAUAGAUUGGCAGCAAGAUCAUAUUCGGAAGAAAAGCUCCAAGAGAAUCUUGAUGCCGAAAUAUUUGGGGUGCUAUUUGAGGAAGCUAGAGAAGCCUAUGAUGAGGAGAUUGUGGUUGAACUCCAGAGCGAGACGGACGAUGACAUCGAGAGCAAUUGUCAGAGGAUAAAAUCUUGGAUAGAUUCCUGGAAGCAAUCGCAUGCCUCCGGCUCUAAUUGA